Messenger RNA from Centropristis striata (black sea bass), 2514 nucleotides. It is a transcript of the gene nectin3b, whose product is annotated as nectin cell adhesion molecule 3b. Bases 55 to 1725 code for a protein of 556 amino acids. The transcript is spliced from 6 exons. Lineage: Eukaryota; Metazoa; Chordata; Actinopteri; Perciformes; Serranidae. Gene Ontology annotation, cellular component: apical junction complex; adherens junction. Gene Ontology annotation, biological process: heterophilic cell-cell adhesion; homophilic cell-cell adhesion. The record is from RefSeq and is a predicted model, not a curated record.
GCCUACGCUUGGGUCCUGUAUGUAGCAGGAGACUGCACUGCUUUUGAAGAAAAAAUGUCUCAAAAUCACCGGAGUAACAUCGGAAAGCAAGGGAGGGUCGCGUUAUUUCACCUUUUGUGCAGUAUUACAGGUGUGUGGGGAAGUCAGGUGGUGGUGCCUCAGAGGGUGAAUGCUGUGCUCGGGAAGAAUGUGACAUUGGAGUGCAGGGUGGAGGUGGGCGCUAACCUCACUCUUACUCAGAGUUCCUGGGAGCGCCGUCUGCCUUCAGGCUCCGUCACAGUGGCUGUCUACAACCCACGAUAUGGCAUCUCCAUCCCUCCAGAGUUUAUCAAUCGAUUGUAUUUCCGCUCGCCCUCCUCCCACGAUGCCACCAUUGUGCUUGGAAACGUGGGCUUUUCCGACAUUGGGAUCUAUACCUGUAAGGUUGCCACUUUUCCUCUGGGAAACACUCAAGCUUCCACUACUGUCAAUGUACUUGUCGAGCCAAAAGUCUACGUGUCUGCAGGUUCGUCUGCCCUGAUUGACGGCGGCAACGAUACCGUGGUGGCUACCUGUAUUGCUGAGCGGGCACGACCCCCCGCCGAAGUGUCCUGGGAGUCCAACCUUUUUGGCCAGUCAGAAGUGCAGCUUUUUGACCAAACCAACGGAACGACCAGCACACAAGUGAGCUACCUCUGGCAGCCCACGCGUCACGUCCAGGGCCAUACACUCACCUGUGUGGUCCGCCACCCGGCUCUGCAAAGUGACUUCAGGAUCCCCUACCAGCUCAAUGUGCAGUUUGCUCCUGAUAUUUCCGUUGUGGGCUAUGAUGGAGACUGGUAUGUGGGUCGGGAAAAUGUUCAAAUGACGUGCAAAGCCAAUGCAAACCCAGCGCCAAAUCACUUCAGAUGGAUCAGGUUGGACAGUGAAAUGCCAGAAGGGGUGGAAGUAAGGAACAGCACUUUGCUCUUCCUGCGACCCCUACAUCGGAAUGACUCUGGAGUUUACAGGUGUGAGGUUGCCAAUGACAUCAGCCUCCGCAGUCGGGAUGUGCGCAUUCUCAUACAAGAUCCUCCCACCAUGCCUUCCACCAUUACUGCUCCUGUCCUAACUGGCUCUGCCUCCUCCACCUUAGUCGAUGAUAAGAGCCAUGUCCUUCUCAGCUCCCCCACUCUUGAAGCCCUACCUGAGAGUAAUCUUGGUUCCAUAGUGGGGGGUGCCGUGGGCGGGGCUUUGUUCCUGCUGCUGCUGCUAUCUCUGGUCGGCGUGUGUUACCUCCGGAAGCAGCAAACCUUCCACGGGAACUACUACACCAAGCAGUACUUGGGUCCCAACGACCUCCAGAAAGCCCCCACGCAGCACGAGCUCCACCCUACCAAAGCCGGCAGCAGCAGCUCCAACAAACAGGACCAGGAUCGAGAGGAGUGGGGCGACCGCCAGCUCAAACAGGAGCGCGACCGCCGCCAGCAGGGCAGCUACAGCGGCGAGGAGUAUCCCGCUAACGGCUACACGAGGGCCAUGAGGGAGAGCAGCCAUCACAGAAGCCCUCAACAGAACCACCACCGGGAACACAAGCAGUAUUCUAGUCCACGGCAGGCCAGAGGUGCCAGAUACCCUCAUUCAACUAAACCACAGGGAAACGGCACCCCCUACCUGUCGGAUGACUGCUACGAUAGCGGACCCGAGGGCGACUACGUCUCUCACACGGACGGCUCCGUCAUCUCGCGUAGGGAGUGGUACGUUUGACAAGCUAGCGAUCCCUGCAGGAGCAGAGAUGUGACAGAAACCACAAGGUUUCAUUUAUCAAAUUAGAAAGAAAACAAAACGCUAACACUAUUUCUCUUCUGUACGCACAUGCACUUCUACUAAUCUCAAUUCUGUAGUUCCCUCGUUUUGUUCAAGGGUCCUGGUCGACUCUUGAGACGUGAUGUUCUGUUUAGUGUGUACAGACUGUGGACUGCACGGCCACUUUGAAAGUCAAUAGCUACACGCCUACAGAAGUCGGCAUGUCACUAGAUUGUGUGUGUAGAGACUUAACGAAAGAUCAUGAUGUAUGUGCUGUCUCUGCCUUACUACAUAGACUGCUAAUUUAUUUAGCAUUACUAAUGUAUUUCAGUUGUUUUGAAAGCCCUGGGGGCUCGCAGAUCACAUAUGGUUGUGGUAGAAAAAAGUUUGUUUCUACAAAAUCAGCCUUCUCAGGCUAUGUGACACUUGCUCAUUCAUAUUUAUAUGUGUUGAUAUUGCUUACACUGACCUCUGACCCUAUGAUUGGCUGGUAUUUCAAGAAUGGAACUAAAUCCAUGAAAAUUCAUUCUUAUUUCCAAACUCAGUAGGGGCAUAUAAAUAUUAUUUUCUUUUCUUUUUUUUUUUUUUUUGCAGAAAUGAAUAUCCCUUUUGCAAAAUUUAAAACAGAUGGCCGCACCAUUCGUUUUCUACUCUAAUGCCUACCCUUUUUGUAACUUUCCAUGGUGGGAGACUUGGGGUCUUGACCACUAAUAAUGUCCUUUUAAAACCGAGUGGGGAAACUUAAGAACA